Salvia hispanica is the source of this 1047-nucleotide messenger RNA. Lineage: Eukaryota; Viridiplantae; Streptophyta; Magnoliopsida; Lamiales; Lamiaceae. The record is from RefSeq and is a predicted model, not a curated record.
AUGCCUGUUGAUAGGCCAAGAGAAGUUGCUCUUGCCUCACGCGAGACGGCUUCCCUGUUGAACCAGUCUGAUAAGAUUCAUGGCAGGGAAGAAGAUAAAGACAAGAUUGUGAAGAUCUUGGUGAAUGAUGUGAAGGAGAAACAGGAGAUGUCUGUGCUGCCAAUCAUAGGUGUUGGCGGCCUUGGGAAGACCACUCUUGCUCGACUAGUCUUCAACGAUCCCCAGGUGGAAGAGCACUUUGAUCUAAGGAUUUGGGUUUGUGUGUCUGAUAAUUUUGAGAUGAAGACUUUGGUGAAGGCCAUGAUUGAAUCUGCCACGGGGAGUGGAAAAGCUUCGGAUCUGCAGCACUUGGAUGCUGCAGAGCGUCGCCUAUGUGAAUUAUUGAGCAAAAAGAGAUAUUUGAUUGUAAUGGAUGAUGUUUGGAAUGACCGCCAAGAUAAAUGGUUUGAGUUGAGAGACGUUUUAUCAUGUGGCUCAACCGGUUCAUCGGUUGUCGUCACCACACGCCAGAAGAAGGUUGCUGAUAUAAUGACAACACUUCCAUGUCAUUGCCUUGAGGGGCUGUCAGAUGAGCACAGUUGGGCGCUGCUACGGCAGCGCGCCUUUGGACCAAGAGAAGAGGUGUCUCCCCAGUUGGAAAUUAUUGGGAAACAAAUCGUGAAGAAAUGUGCAGGAGUGCCCCUGGCUGCAACAACGCUUGGAGGAAUACUACGGUUUAAAAGGAUAGAAGAGGAAUGGAUACAUGUGAGAGAUAGUGAGAUAUGGAAGUUGUCGCCAGAAGAGAGUUUGAUAAUGCCAGCUUUGAGAUUGAGUUAUCAUCAUCUUCCAUUGGAGCUUAGACAAUGCUUUGCUUAUUUUGCAGCCUUCCCUAAGGAUCAUUACAUUGCAAAGGAAAAACUAAUCCUUCUAUGGAUAGCUCAUGGCUACAUUUCAUCAAAGGGGACUCUACAAGUGGAAGAUGUUGGAAAUCAAAUAUGUAAUGAGUUACUACUCAGAUCUCUUCUACAAACAAAUGUGCUUAUGCCCGAACGAGAUCAGUAUGCAUGA